UCGAGGGGGGGAGCGAUCACUGGGCGUGGGGAAUCUUAUAGAAGAAACGCAGAGUGAUAGUGGCUGAGGGCGAGAGCAAUUCGUCUCCCUACUUCUAUCUGUUGCUUCGCCCCCCAAAAUAUAUUCCCAAAAUCUUCACAAACAACAUGAAUCAAGACGCCAAGAGAACCAAUCCUGCAUCUCUAAUGGUGAAACCCGAAUCUGAGGAUCGCAAACCCUCCUCCGCGCCACCCCUCGCCCGGAAAGUCGUCAUCAAGAGCGCCGAUAUGUUCGGGGACAUGCAGAAGGAGGCUGUUGACAUUGCCAUAGCCGCUUUUGAGAAGUAUGCCGUCGAGAAGGACGUCGCGGAGCAGAUAAAGAGGGAGUUCGAUAAGAGGCAUGGCCCCACCUGGCAUUGCAUCGUCGGUCGUAAUUUUGUUUUUCGUAUUAUAAUUUAUAUCUAAUAUAUCACUCGGGAGUAGAUUAAUGAAACAGGAAAUUCAAUGUUCCAUUUACAUAAUGUCUCAAAAGGUUAAACAGAAGGUUGCAGGGCCUGAAGCUUCAAACCAAAAAUGCCGUGCCACUUGAAAAUGUUGUCAUUAUGUCUGAAGGGAUGAGUUUAUGGUGGUUAACAAUUUUUUUCUGCUGGCUCUGAAUUAUGCCAUGGAAGUUGAUCAGCUAUAGAAGAGAAAAUGCACCAUUCUGAAACACCAUUGCAGUACAAGAUAAAGGGGGGAUUUUUGUAUGGUUUCUAAAUCAAGGUUGAGUUGAAGAUCUCUCUCUCUGGUAAUAGAGAAAUGAGAUUCUGCAGAAUAUUUCUGUCGAUUCUUCAUUAAUCUUGAUUCAUUUUAUUUAUUAUUAUAAUGAUUUGCCCUCCUAUACAAUUUAAUCAGACCUCUGGUUUGGCUACUUUCUUUUUGAAAA
This is a messenger RNA of Momordica charantia (bitter melon), 903 nucleotides long. The record is from RefSeq and is a predicted model, not a curated record. NCBI's taxonomy places the organism in Eukaryota, Viridiplantae, Streptophyta, Magnoliopsida, Cucurbitales, Cucurbitaceae.